AAACUUCUGUCACUCGUAUUGAACUUUAUUUUUACCACUUCAAUUUUCGUACAAUUCCUUCCUCAGCUGCGAGGAUAACUACUCGCAUCGCGUAAAUUGAAUUCCCCUGUACGUGCAGGGGACAAACUCAGCUGCAGUUGUAUUCGGUCGCUCCGGCACCAUGGUUGUGACGAAAGAUACGUUCCUGCCGACGGAGGAAGAACUUACGGUACCGGAGAUCAACCUAUCCGGACCAGCGCUCCGUGCCGGCGCCUUCCAUCUGGGCAAGUACUGUGAGGCGCAAAACAAUGAGUUCAUGUUAUGCCGCCAGGAGCUGGACGAUCCGCGGGCGUGCGUGAACGAGGGCAAAGCGGUCACGAACUGUGCGUUCGAGUUCUUCCGGAAGCUAAAGAAGACCUGUGCCCAGGAGUUUACGCAGUAUGCCAACUGUCUCGACAAAAGCAGUGGCGAUUUGAAUUUCAAGCACUGCCGCAAAACGCAGGGCGUGUACGACAAGUGCGUCCUGGACAACAUGGAUCUGGAGCGUCCCGAUUAUGGAUAUUUCUGCCGCGCCAAGGUUCACGCCACGGAACGUCCGCCGCCACCGAAGAAAGAAAAGGCAGUGUACCCGGACGCAACGCCGGGACUGCCGGAGGAUUAUCCACGGCCCGAGGCCAAAUACGGUUCCCGAUUCCACUGGCUCAACUAGAGGUGGGGUUGGAGCGCUUGGAAGAUGGGGUUCUACACGGUACGGUUUAGCUGAAAUGGUUCUAGGCAAAGCGGUGACGAGAGCUCGCUGAACGUUGUUUGAGUGUAGAUAAGGAACGAGAGAGAGAGAGAGGCUCUAGCCCGUACGCAUGAGGGUGUAGGAAACCGCACACUCAACACCUUAAUCGACCAUCGGAUGAAUCGUUUCUUUAGCUACAGUAAAAAUCAUUGCUUAAAACAACGAA
Molecule: messenger RNA, 932 nt
Organism: Anopheles merus
Lineage: Eukaryota; Metazoa; Arthropoda; Insecta; Diptera; Culicidae
Gene: ND-19
Product: NADH dehydrogenase [ubiquinone] 1 alpha subcomplex subunit 8
Exons: 4
Coding region: 161-688 (175 amino acids)
Biological process (GO): mitochondrial electron transport, NADH to ubiquinone
Source: RefSeq, a predicted model, not a curated record